Marchantia polymorpha subsp. ruderalis is the source of this 2076-nucleotide messenger RNA. The record is from the annotation of a GenBank genome assembly. Lineage: Eukaryota; Viridiplantae; Streptophyta; Marchantiopsida; Marchantiales; Marchantiaceae.
CCAGACAAAGUGGACACCGUGAGUGCUUGGCACAAGUCAUUGAAGCGUGAUUCGGUGGUCUUCAAUUAGAAAGAUUCCAAAUACCAAAUUGAGCUCCCUUACUCAGCAGCUGUGGAUGAGGUGAUCCGAUGUUGUGAUAGGACAGGCCUUGCGCUGCGUCCGUGUGGGUCCUUCGAGCAUCCUAGAGCUGUUGAAAACGAUUUAUACCGUGGCAAGAAAAAAACGACAUAGAGUGACCCUAAUGUCAACUUGGUCCCUCCCUUCUGUGACGGAUUAGAACUCGUACCCUUUCGGAGUUGAAGUCGUCGGAGUGCUUACCUUGAAAGUGUCUGAAAUGGUCACGUCCCACCUCUUUGAUGGUGGAUGCGCACAGGAGAAACAGCGGAUCACAGAGGAGAAGCGGAAUCCAGUCUGGCACCGUGACCAGGCCUGCCAUUUUUCUCCUGAACUCUCUCGUAGUCAAGAACCAAUACCGUGGGCUGGGUGCAACUCUCGCCAUGUUUCAAAGGCUAUGUGACGUCUUCAAUUUGGAUCGGAGAACAUGAUGUCUUGGAAAUACUGAAAAGUGAAACUUCGUAUAUGAAAAACAAAUUCGAGGAUUCUCUGAAGAAAAUGGACGCAGAUUGAUCUAUUUUGCGAGCCUACAGAGUUUGCAGCAGAUGGGACCCGAGCUCUCUUGUCCGUGCUGAGAAGAUGAAGGCCGCAUCCGGAGGGAAAUAGCUCACGGAGAAGUACGCCAUCUUUCCAUCGGACAGAGUUUCUCAUCUCAUGCUCUAUCAAACGCUAGACAGUUGGCUCUUCGAUACUAAGGCACGAAUAUCAACCUAAAUUUGAACACCUCAGCGAUCACAGGAGUCAAGUUGUACAUGGUCCCAUCAAAUUCCAAGAGGCUUCACUUCUGAAGCGGUUUCCGAGAAAGGAUGAUCUAGAAUUAUCAAGUGCCAUCACGGGAGCGGAAGAGUGUGGAAAGCACUGCCAUGAGUUCACAGAUAGAGCUUGACGGUCUCACUGGUCACCUUGGAGUGAAGGCUGGAGGGAACGCAUUUGAUCGACUACAGAAUCGAGAAUAUGAGGAGCGACUAUUUCUAUCCCGUGCUGAUAGCUCUCUUUCCCAAAUUCAUGACAACUGGGACUCCGGACGAUCCAGUUCGGACAUUUAUACAGGGCUGCCAACAAGAAUGCUGAGGCUAAGAUUAUUAUCACUCCUUUCCAUGUUUCUGAGAAACGUUUGGAAGGUCGGCAGAUACUUAUCAGGAAAGUGCAAACUACGUCGGACGUGGCCACAAUCCCGUGCAAUCAGCCCAGACGAGUUCUUGGGGUUUUCAAGGUUUCCAAUUGAGCUUGCUGGGACAGAUCGGUGCUUGUCAAAGCCUGCCACAGUUAAUGGUAUAGAACUAUGCGCCUGGGUUCACUGAUGGAGGUCCGAGGGAAUACUGCCUGCAACUGAGCUUUCGGACUGGGUAAAAAUUUAUAUCCUUCGAGAGGCAUGAAAGAAACUAGUUAUGAUAUCAUGCGUUUGUUCUGCACCAAAUGAUGCAAGGGGUCAGAGAUUCGAUCAGAUGGAACCAGAGAUUUUAGGCUUGAAGAGGUACCCCGAAUGCCAGAACUGCAAGCAUUCUCUCGUGCCCUGGACGGAAUGAGCUGCAAGAAGAGAUGGGAACGAAGGAGGAGAAAGACAACUGAAUUCAUCAAAGAAGAUGGGUUCUUUUGUGCUGUAACUAUGCUUCAGAAGAAGAAUGUCAAUUUUCCCCUUCUGGACUCCGGCCAGGAGACUCGAUCAGGAGCACCGAUGAGGAAGUUACGAAAUUAACCCUGGACCAAAAUGAUGUUGGAUUCGAGGGAUGCAGAAGCUUCGUGCAGCAUGUAACAAGUGAUGUUCCGCAACAUUCUGACUUUUAUCAGUGCCUCUUACACUGGUCCCUACGCGUGGGUGUUUGUUCUUACAAUGAUGAUUUGUUGAUGUGAAUUUUGAGUGUCAUUGCCUUCGAAUAGGCGUCUGUCAAGUUGUGGGAAGAUACUCGGAUUUUUGUAGGCUCUACGUGGAAUCUUCACAUGUCCUGACGAUUGCAAAACCUC